Molecule: messenger RNA, 2241 nt
Organism: Puntigrus tetrazona (Sumatra barb)
Lineage: Eukaryota; Metazoa; Chordata; Actinopteri; Cypriniformes; Cyprinidae
Gene: gnptg
Product: N-acetylglucosamine-1-phosphate transferase subunit gamma
Exons: 10
Coding region: 311-1207 (298 amino acids)
Cellular component (GO): Golgi apparatus
Source: RefSeq, a predicted model, not a curated record
AAUAUUUUUUGGUUGACUGCUAUCGCCGACUCUCCGAUAUUCACGACCGUUUUAAUAUAUUUUUUUUGUCUUUGACACGUUAACUAAAUGUAUUACAGGUCAAAUAAAUGUUGUUACGAAUACGUCGCAUAUCUGUUAAAUAAAUGUAAGCAGUUUUCUGCACAACCGAUGCAUUUCGCAAAAAAAAACACGUCCGUAAAACGUAACAUCUUCUUAUCGGUAAUGUUUUCAGGUCUGUCACAUGAACGGACGGCGUAGACACAAGAAAGCGAUGUAGUUUUUCCUCACACAUUCCACUGUUUGAAGAAUUAUGGAAAGUGUAUAUUUAAAACUGUGCCUGUAUCUGACAGCGCUGGUGGCUGUCACAUCAGGAGGGAAGAUGAAGAUAGUGGAGGAACCCAAUACUUUUGGGCUGAAUAAUCAGCUUGUGUCUCAGAAUAAUCGGCUGCAGGCGAAGAUCAGCCCGUCUCCGGUGUCUGGACCUCCACAUCUGCACAGACUGGCAGGGAAGUGCUUCAACUACAUCGAAGCCACAUACAAAUACGUAUUUUGUCCAUUUCACAACAUGACUCAGCAUGAACAGAGCUUCAGAUGGAACGCAUACAGCGGUAUACUGGGUAUUUGGCAAGAAUGGGAGAUUCAGAAUAACACAUUUACUGGCAUGUGGAUGCGAGAGGGAGAUUCAUGUGGAAACAAGAACAGACAGACCAAGGUUCUCCUGGUCUGUGGGAAUAGCAGUAAACUAGCGAGUGUUUCAGAGCCUCAGACGUGUGUUUAUUCAGUGAUAUUUGAAACGCCGCUGGUUUGCCAUUCACACUCCCUCUUGGUGUAUCCGGUUUUGAGUGAGACGUUGCAGAAGGAGUGGGACGAAAUCGCUCAAGCCCGAUAUGAAGAUCUCAUCACAGAACAGGGUUAUAAUAAGCUACUGAAGGAGCUGUUUGAAGAGGCCGGUUUCCUGAGAAAAGCUCAGCAGCCGAAAGCGGAGGAGAGCACGACGUCUCUCGCACAUCGCAGUCUGGAGCAGUGCACGCAGGAUUUUGAAAAGCAGCGAGCAGAGAUAGAGCGGCUUCGAUCGCUCCUAACGCAACACAACAUCUCUUACCAGACAACGACAGCUCUUUCAGACAGGACACAGGAUCAGGGUGCUUCGCCCUUCCGGGACCAGCACCUCCGCGGCGACACCGGUUUUAUUGCUGAUCUGCAUUAACAUGCCCAGCAGGAUCAUACAGGAAAAAUGCUACUUUGAGAUAAUGGUAUUUUAUGAUGUUUAAGAGUUUGGCUUUGUUAGGCCUAAGUUGACGACGUAUUGUGAAAAAUAAAGUUUUUAUGACAUGACACCUCGAGACCAGCCUGAAGGGCCGCUCGCACAGAAUGUGUUUUUUCAGUGGAGUAAAACUACGUAGCGGUGUAGAGAUCUGGACGUGUCGUUUUGCGAGCUGUAUUUUUUGCAUCUUGCAUAUUUAGAUGCAGUUUCUUGUGCGAGGCGCUGAAAAAGACAAAGUUAAAAACCACAUCUGUCUAGCACAUUUACACAGGAAAAACCCAACAACCAAUGCUAAAGUGCGUGCUUUUCUCCAAGCAGCUUAAAAUGUUCUAGUUGCUGCCAUAAUAUUACAUAUUUCUUGAUGACUUCUAUGAAGAAAAAUCAGGGUGGGAUUUUGAUAUAUUUUAGUUUUAGAUUGUAGAUACAACGUUUCUCUGAUCAGUAAAUAAUGACACUGUUGCAACGGAUGUAGCUUUACACAAAAAAAUCGAUGCUAUGGUAGAAGCAGUCUAUCCUGGUCACAAGUGUACUUGUUACAAAUAACUUAUACAGCAAUAACCAAUUCCCAAUUAGAAAUGUGUGCUUCUCUGUUAACCAACAAAGAAAUAACUAUAAAAUCAAAAGAGAUAACAAAGAUUCCUUAUGUUAUUCCAUAUUGGAAAAAUAUUGUGGAAAAUAUACCUUGGGAGAAAUUACAGACUUUGCCUCAUAAGUAUCUGCUUACCAAUAAAAUAAAGAAAAAACGUUGAAAAUGAUUCACACAUGUUACCCAAAUUAAUAUUUAUCCUAUUUAUUAUUUUUGUAUAAAUAAAUAUUUGGAAAUAGUAUCCCUUUAUUCAUCUGUUGUGUUAACCCUGGCAUAUCUGAGUGUAUAUUCUUUUUCUUAUUAAUUUUAUCUUUAUGUAUAAUUGUAACUGUGUCGCAAUGCUUGUGCUGUUUAUCAAUAAUAAAAAUAAAAGUCAACCGAAGCAUUAAAA